Molecule: messenger RNA, 876 nt
Organism: Fusarium redolens
Lineage: Eukaryota; Fungi; Ascomycota; Sordariomycetes; Hypocreales; Nectriaceae
Exons: 2
Coding region: 1-876 (291 amino acids)
Source: RefSeq, a predicted model, not a curated record
AUGUUUACUCUUUUCCCAAACCUACCCCCAGAACUUCGCGAUCAAAUCUGGUAUCACGCCCUAUCAGAACCCCGCCAACCAGGAAUAUGCCAAUGGAAGAAAGGCUGCUGGAUCCCAAAAUACCUUACACCAAAAGACUCGGAUUGGUCCGACAACGAUCCUAAUAAUAUACGCUUAGAGUUUCGCUACGAUAAAUUGUCAACACCAGUUCAUAUACCAAUCGUGGAUGUCAGUCGAGAGGCGCGCCGGGUUGCACUAGCUUGGGCUCGCGAUAACAACAUCAAAAAUCGAUGCAGAAACGGCAAAUACAAGUUCAAGCGCAGAAUGGACAAGGACAGAGAUACUGUCUACUUCCCCGCGAACAAGAUAGACGCCUCCGAGAUAGAGGCUGUCGAUCGUGGCUUCGAGCCAGAUCUCAUCGACCGGAAUCACACCGUGGCAACAUAUGUUACAAGCUUGGCGGUAUCAGCGAGAUUUAUCCAAACCGACGAUGACGUACCUUACACUUGGGAAUGGCACGAAAAUCUUGAAAAGAUAUACGUAAUCGUUGGAAAACAACCCGAUGGAAAUGGCCAGUGGGAGAUUGAUACGACGAAAGGAACAAGCUUGUUUUGGACAAGGGACACCGGCAAGUUUGUUCCCGAGCUGGGAGGGAAUGAGUUUUGUAGUAGAGAUCUUUUGAAGAGGAUCAUGGAUGAUAAAAUGGGGAUUGGUCCUGCCAUCAUGCGCUGUCAAGGACCUACGAGAAACUCGUUUGAGAUUCGCGUAUGCUCGGCGAUAAGAAGAUCGCCAAAAACACCUUCUCGCACGAUUAAAAAUAUGAAGAAGAUGUUGGAUGGGUGUUUAAGCGGGGUGCAUCUAAGUAAGAAACUUUAA